GUGACGCAGCUCAACCGGUGGCCCACUUUGUGCUGCAAGCAGGCGGGGUGCAGCAACGAGCUCGGCCGCCUGGUGCGUACGGCUCGGCCCGGUUCGUCGUUCCGCGCGAUGGAGUUUCUACUCGGGAACCCGUACAGCACGCCAAUCGGACAGCGAAUCGAGAUUGCAACCAGCUCAAGCUUGCCAUCAGAAGACUGGUCUAUCAACAUGGAGAUCUGCGACAUGGUUAACGGCUCUGAGGAAGGACCAAAAGAUGCAGUCAGAGCCAUAAAGAAAAGGAUUGUGGGGAACAAGAACUUUAAGGAGGUCAUGCUGGCACUCACCGUGCUGGAAACCUGUGUGAAAAACUGCGGCUACAGGUUUCACAUUCUUGUGACGACAAGGGAUUUCAUCGAAGGGGUUCUAGUCCGUUCCAUCAUCCCGAGGAACAACCCUCCUCUGAUCGUACACGAUAGAGUACUCGGCGUUAUACAGGCGUGGGCAGACGCAUUCCGUAGCUCGCCCGACCUGACUGGUGUGGUGUCGGUGUAUGAAGACCUGCGCAGGAAAGGUCUCGAGUUCCCGACGACGGAAUUGGAAGGCUACCCAUCAGCCCAUGCCCCCAAAAGGACCUCGUCUCAGAACGGGCCUGCAGUUGCUACUGUCCCUGCUGCGCUGCUGUCCUCCAAACCCCUAACCCCACCUCAGACCCUUGAACUAAAACAGACCCUAGACGCAAGUGAUGCCUUCACUCCUAACCAGGUGGGAGCACUGAAGGCAGAGUUGGGGGUGGUGCGGAAUAAUCUCACAAUGAUGUCCGAUAUGAUGAGUCAGCUGGAUCCCGUCACCAUAAAACAAGCUGACAUGGAGUUGCUGGAGCAGUUAUACACUGUAUGUAAGGAAAUGCAAGACAGGAUAGUGAAGAUUGUCCCCAGGCUAAGUGAGGAGAAGCUGAUUCAAGAGUUGCUAGCAACCAAUGACGAGAUGAACACCGCCUUCUCGCGCUAUCACAGGUUUGAAAGACAAUUAACAAAUGGUCCAAACGCAACACAACAGAGCCAUUCUUAUGUAAACCUAACAGACCUCAAUAUGAGCGAAUCAGCGGCUGCAUCAGUUUCCAACGGAGACUUACUCAGCCCAUCAAAAGGGAACUCGUUGUCCACCCAGAUGGCGGGGCUUAACACAAGGGAAGAAGAUGCAGUUGAUGCGUUUUUAUCGAAAAGAAAUAGCUCAACGCAAAGAGGAAGCGAGCAUACAGACGUUGGACUUGAUGGCCUUGCAGAAGCUCAGGAAAACACCAUGCAAAAUGCUAAAGCGGAUCACAGCCCAGCCUCCUCCCACAGCUCCUCACCAAAGUUAGACUGGAUGAUUAAAAGGGGAAUGAUUCCCGUCAAGCAGUCCAACGUCAUGGAGGAUAUUGAGAAAUGGCUGGAGUUGGAUGAUGAUGUGUAUGAUGACUUUGAGGACUCUGACGGUGUCACAACUGAAGAAUUUGACAGGUUCUUGGCACAAAGAGCAAAAGCGGCUGAGCGAUUACCUUCAGUGCGACAGUCUUCUCAGGACGCCAACCACUCCGAAUCCUGAGCUGCAAUUCAAGCAGCCACACACGCGUGCAACUCUCAUAGUCCUUUAGCCAUAAGGGACAGAUGGAGAUGUAAUUUGGUUUUAUGUAUCAGAGGCACAUUGGGCAUGGAGGAUUGCAAUUUUUAAUUUACUUUGUGCUUUACUGGGAUUUUUAACUGGUAAUAAGUGAAUGAAGGCCAGAGGAUUUUACUCGAUGUAAUUAAGUGGUGAUAAUGCAAAAAUUUGCACAAUUUCUAUGGUUACAUUCCUAUUGAAGGAAACGUGGAAUAUUGUUACUAAAACAACUUUUGCAAUAUAGAUAACUUUAUUGCUAUGAACUCUUAUUAUUUGUGGCAUCUCAUGAUGAGUUACAGAUAAUGUCUCGGUCAAAGUAGCAAACACUGCUAACUUAUAUGUAAAUCAAAUGUUCAGCAAUUUCUCAUCUGAAGAUUUUGAAGCUUCUUUUAAUGUUAAUACCUUUAUUGUUAUUGGAUGUAAAGGAAAAGUACUUUAGUUUUUUUUUUUUUACUUGCAUAUUUCUUUGUCAAGAUGUUUUAUGUUUAAAUGCAGAGUGCAAUUAAAUAACCAAACUACCAAGAGUA
This is a messenger RNA of Syngnathus typhle (broad-nosed pipefish), 2144 nucleotides long. It is a transcript of the gene tom1, whose product is annotated as target of myb1 membrane trafficking protein. Gene Ontology annotation, cellular component: endosome; membrane. Gene Ontology annotation, molecular function: ubiquitin binding; phosphatidylinositol binding; clathrin binding. Gene Ontology annotation, biological process: signal transduction. The record is from RefSeq and is a predicted model, not a curated record. The transcript is spliced from 16 exons. Bases 109 to 1563 code for a protein of 484 amino acids. Lineage: Eukaryota; Metazoa; Chordata; Actinopteri; Syngnathiformes; Syngnathidae.